Molecule: messenger RNA, 2331 nt
Organism: Fomitiporia mediterranea MF3/22
Lineage: Eukaryota; Fungi; Basidiomycota; Agaricomycetes; Hymenochaetales; Hymenochaetaceae
Exons: 13
Coding region: 1-2331 (776 amino acids)
Biological process (GO): cysteinyl-tRNA aminoacylation
Cellular component (GO): cytoplasm
Molecular function (GO): cysteine-tRNA ligase activity; ATP binding
Source: RefSeq, a predicted model, not a curated record
AUGGCUUCGCAAUCGACUUGGGCCCCUCCUGCCGGACCAUCGGACGAGCCAUCGCUCAAAAUUUAUAACUCAUUGACGAAGACCAAGACUGACUUCGUGCCCCGGAAUGGUCGGCUUGUAAAAUGGUACAACUGCGGUCCGACGGUUUACGAUGCUUCGCAUAUGGGCCAUGCCAGGAACUAUGUAACACAAGACGUCUUACGGCGCAUCUUGGUAGACUAUUUUGGAUAUGAUGUCCAUUUUGUUAUGAACGUUACCGACAUAGACGACAAGAUUAUUAGAAGAUCACGCGAGAACCACCUUCUCGAUAAAUUCAAAUCUAAUGCAAGUGCUCUCACUACUAAUCUCAUCGCGGAAGUCGAGGACGCGUGGAAGGUAUACCUUCGAACUCAGCUUGCGAAAGCGCUGGAAGAAACGGAAUUACCGGAAGAAGGCCGUGAAUUGGAAUGGUGGGGAGUCAUCUGGGACAAGGCCCAGGAUGCCGAGUGGAGGCAGGAUCGCAUGAAGAAAGACGAUAAAUUUGAUAUGCACUUAAAGGCGUUGGAUACUUCCAAGAGAGCGUUGUCCGCAUCAAAGGCCCUGGUUACGAAAGGACAAACGUCUUCAGAAGACGCUUUACGGCUAAUAGACGAGUCACAAGAUGUUCUUGUCAAAGCGCUUGAUAAAAAGUAUGGCAAUGAGGUCACCGAUCCGGCACUCUCGCGGUCUCUCGCUCGGUAUUGGGAAGGAGAAUUUUUCAAGGAUAUGACGAGACUCCGUGUUCGUCCGCCAGAUACACUCACUCGCGUGACAGAAUAUCUGCCAGAAAUCAUCGCAUUUGUUGAACAGGUCAUAAAGAAUGGCUAUGCUUACGAGAGUGAAGGCAGCGUCUACUUCGACGCGGGUGCUUUUGAGCAGGCUGAUGGACACGCGUAUCCGAAACUCCAACCCGGCAGCAAAGGCAACAGAGAGCUACUUGAGGAAGGCGAAGGUGUACUUGCACCGAAGGCGGUGGGCCAGCGGUCAAAGAGCGACUUCGCCUUGUGGAAGAACUCAAAGCCUGGCGAGCCGUCGUGGCCGUCGCCUUGGGGCGCGGGCCGUCCGGGAUGGCAUAUCGAAUGCUCUGUAAUGGCUAGUGCUAUUUUCGGUGACAAUAUGGACAUUCAUUCCGGCGGAAUUGACCUGGCAUUUCCUCACCACGAUAAUGAAAUGGCCCAAUCCGAGGCUUAUCACAAUUGUAACCAAUGGGUUAAUUACUUUAUACACACGGGGCAUCUUCACAUCGAGGGUCUGAAAAUGAGCAAAUCACUCAAGAAUUUCAUCACUAUUGACGAAAUACUUCAGCGUUACUCUGCGCGGCAACUGCGCCUUGCGUUCCUGACGCAGCUUUGGAAUUCAAAGGUAGACUUUACCGAUAGCCUCAUGACGGGAGAAGUCCGCACGAUAGAAACAACCCUUAAUAAUUUUUUCGCCACCAUCAAAGCCAUAUGCCUGGCCCAGACACAAAACCAGCCGAGCGAAGAACAGCAUCGAUAUGGUGCUCCAGAACGUGAAUUGCAAGACUUCUUCCGGGAGACGCAGACCGCCUUCCGGGCCGCGUUGUGCGAUUCUUUCAAUACACCGUUGGCACUUGAGACGCUGCUGAAACUCGUAUCACGGACAAACGUGUACGUCAAUGCGCAAGGCAGAAGCUUAAACGUGGAUGUUGUCGAACAGCUCGCCUCUUGGGUCGGGAAAAUGCUACGAAUGUUCGGCCUUGGUGAAGGCCCCGCAGCAAAUUCAGAUGCCGAGAUCGGGUGGGGCGAGGAACGGGAAAGCGGUCCAAUAAACGAUGAAAUACUCAUGCCCUACUUGCGGACUUUGUCCUCCUUCCGGGACGGUGUCAGACAUCUUGCGAUCGCGGGUGGAGAUGGGGCGCUCCAAAGCAUUCUCGCACUCUGUGACCAAGUCCGGGACGUAGAUCUUGUCCCACUAGGAGUCGCUCUGGAUGACCAAGAAGAUGGAAAAGCCCUUAUCAAACUCGUCGAUCCCGCACAGUUACAAAGAGCUCGCGACGAGAAGCGAGCCUUAGCCGAAGCAAAGGCUGCUAAGAAAGCAGCCGUGGCAGACGCAGAGCGCCAAAAGCGUUUGGCUAAGCUCGAGAAAGGCCGCACACCGCCCAGCGAGCUGUUUAAACCUCCGAACGUCCCCGCGGGUACAUAUGGCACAUAUGAUGACUCCGGAAUUCCGUUGACAGACGGCGAGGGAAAUCCGCUCAGCAAGAACGCCGCCAAAAAGGUACAGAAGGACUACGCCGCCCAGGUGAAGGCGCAUCAGGAGUUUCUAGCGUGGCAGGCAAAGGAAGGCAGUUGA